AUGGAGCCGUCAUUUGAUGUCCCGGACUCCACAGACUGGCUAGAUACGCCACUUUCACUCCUAGCGCCUCUCGAAUCAUCGCUACGAUGUCAAGUCUGCAAGGACUUUUUUGACAACCCUGUCAUUACCUCCUGCUCGCAUACAUUCUGCUCUCUUUGUAUUCGGAGAUGCCUCAGUACCGAGGGGAAGUGUCCUGUGUGUCGUUCGGCUGAUCAGGAACUGAAACUCCGUCGCAACUGGGCUGUCCAGGAAUUCCUCGAGACCUUUCAGAAUGCGCGACCAAGCGUUCUCGACCUCGCGAGAAAGGAGGCCACGCGCCUCAAAGAAGGAGAUAACCAUGAGCCUUCGCCCAAAAAAAGGAAAGUGGAGAAAAUGAGCUCAACAGAGCAAGUCGCGGUGGUUCAAGCCAGCCCGCAACAUGUGCGGACCAGGUCGCAACGAGUGGCGGGAAACGCGUCAAAGCCACAGCCGAAGGAAGAGGAGGCGGUCGAGGUGAUAGAUGACAGUCAGGAUGAGGAAGAGGAGUACAUUCCCGAAGACGGAAUGGUCGCGUGCCCCAUUUGCGAGCGCAAAAUGAAGGCGCACGCAGUUUUUGCCCACUUGGACAACUGUCAAGGGAAAAUGGAGACGACGCCGCCUAGGGCCCCGGCUUUCGGAUCCCUACAGUCGCGGACAAGGCCUGUCGAAAAAUCGCCCGGAAAAACACUGGACAGGAUACCUGCUAUCAACUACUCUUUAUUGAAAGACAACCUACUACGGAAGAAACUGCGGGAGCUGGGAAUCCCGGAUUGGGGCCCCAGGCCACUCUUGCAACGGCGGCACACCGAGUGGAUGAAUUUAUGGAAUGCCAACUGUGAUUCAAAAAUCCCGAAAACCAAAAGAGGCCUACUGCAGGAACUUGACGUAUGGGAACGAACACAAGGGGGUAAUGCAGGGCCGUCGCCUUUCACAUCAACCAACAAUAAUGUGAUGCGCAAGGACUUCGAUGCUGCUGGGUGGUCGGCAAGUCACGGCGAUGAUUUCAAGCGUCUGAUUGCGAAUGCUCGGAAACGAAGCGAAGCCCAGGUGCGAUCAACGAUCCCCGAAGCUUCUAGGUCGUCUGAGAGUGAACCAGCGAUACGUCCUGCUGCUCCUGGGGACCCUCGGUUGGGAAAUGGUAUAUCAGUAGAGACCAAUCAGAACGUUGGAUCCCACGACUCGCUUGAUCCGUCGAGCUAA
Messenger RNA from Penicillium argentinense, 1218 nucleotides. RefSeq names its product E3 ubiquitin-protein ligase RAD18 (gene rad18). Gene Ontology annotation, cellular component: nucleus; Rad6-Rad18 complex. The transcript is spliced from 3 exons. NCBI's taxonomy places the organism in Eukaryota, Fungi, Ascomycota, Eurotiomycetes, Eurotiales, Aspergillaceae. Gene Ontology annotation, biological process: protein monoubiquitination; DNA damage tolerance. Gene Ontology annotation, molecular function: single-stranded DNA binding; ubiquitin protein ligase activity. The coding region runs from base 1 to 1218 and encodes 405 amino acids. The record is from RefSeq and is a predicted model, not a curated record.